Messenger RNA from Rattus norvegicus (Norway rat), 9994 nucleotides. RefSeq names its product upstream transcription factor 2, c-fos interacting (gene Usf2). Gene Ontology annotation, molecular function: E-box binding; DNA-binding transcription factor activity; protein dimerization activity. Gene Ontology annotation, cellular component: nucleus. Gene Ontology annotation, biological process: positive regulation of transcription by RNA polymerase II. NCBI's taxonomy places the organism in Eukaryota, Metazoa, Chordata, Mammalia, Rodentia, Muridae. The record is from RefSeq and is a predicted model, not a curated record.
GAGUCAAUACAAUCAGGAACCCCAGGCCAGGGGCUGGGGAGAUGGCUCAGCCUUCAAGAGCACUGACUGCUCUUCAGAGGUCCUGAGUUCAGUUCUCACUACAUGGCGGCUCACAACCAUCUGUAAUGGGAUCCGAUGCCCUCUGGUGUGUCUGAAGACAGCGAGUGUACUCAUGUACAUAAAAUAAUUCUUUAAAAAAAGAAAGUCCUAGGCUAAUCUUGAGCCACAUAGUCCCUUUCAAUUAUUUUCAUUAGACCUAGGCUACAUUGAGUUUCAGGCUAUACAGUGACUUUCUAGCUAGCCUGGGCUAGCUGUUUAAAAAGGAAAUAGAAGGGGCAUUUUCUUUUGAAUAUUUCCCUAUGUAUUCUGGGUCUGGAAGGCUAGCUGUAUAACUGAGGUUAGACCUACCUUCUGCCACAUCUCGAGGGUCACAGUGUGCCCUGAGUUCCUUGUCCAACACAAAGUUUGUCUUCUACCCUUUUGGGGAGGUGGUGAUGUGUGUGAUUUAUGCAGUGUGUGAACAUUUGAGUGUGUCUAAAACAUGGCAGGGGAAGGGUAGAGAAUUCCAGGAUCUCCAGUCUGGCCAGCUGGCUUCCUUGGCCAGGCCAGUCUGAAGACAGCACAGAGUCUUUCACGACAUGUGCUGGAUGUGAGAGAAGCUUCAACCAUGCAGUGCCACCCUCACGGGUGAGCAAGUACGUGGUGAGAACCGGGUCCAGAGGGCUCAGGCCAUAGCACAAAGGGCAAAUGGUGGGAUCCUCCCUCUGGUGACCUCAGGACCUUUGUUGGCACACAUGGUCAACAGUUCUUGGAACCACUGAGGAUCUCAUGAGUUUUGUGCCAUGUUAGUGGCUUGUAUCUAGCUGUUUAUAGUAUUAAAAUUGAACUUGGAUUUUAAGCAGGGUCUCGCUGUGUAGCCCAAAUUGGCUUAAACUGGCAACCCCCAUUUCCCCAGUAGCUCAUCCCUCUUGAGUGCUUAGAUUAUAAUUAUAGUAUGUGAUCACAACUUGUUGAAACCCUGCUUUUAAAAUCCCAAGAUAACUCAGCUGGGAGAUGUUAGCCACCAAGGUGUUGUGUGAGGGAGGGAGGCUGUGGAAAGCCCAGCUGUGCUCUCCAAGGAAGAAGGAGUGUGCCUAGUAUCCACAGUUUUGACUUUUUGAACCUUCAGUACAUUACGUAGCUAAGGCUGUUUUAAACUCCUGGUGCUCCUGCCUCAGCCACUGAGUGCUGGGAUUAGAGAUAUACACCACCACACCCAGCUGCCAAGCACAACAAGGUGUGUUGGUGUGGAGUGUGUGUGUGUGUGUGUGUGUGUGUGUGUGUGUGUGUGUGUGUGCGCGCGCGCGUGUGCGCGCGCGUGUGCGCGCUCUCCUAUGCUUGUUGGGCACAGGGCCUCCACCAUACCCUAGAGAAGGGUCUUGAAACUUAUGUGUGUGACCUGAUUUGUGAACAGAACUCAAUUUUCCUGGGUCACAGAACCAGGUCCAUAUGUUUUAAUUUGCCUUCAUGGCCUUUUACUCUACUGAAAAAAAAAAAUUACUGUGGGCUGCAGUGUAGUUAGGUGGUAAAGCACAUGCUUAGUUAACAUUCAUGAGGUCCUGGGUUCAAGCCCCAGCAUUCAAAAAUAGAUAUAUUGUAUUUUGCAAUUGUGUCGCUAUAAAGAAUUCAUUGUGAUAUACUUGGUAUUUUUUCAUACUUUACUAUUUAAGUUUUAAUAUAUUCUUUAAUAUUUCCUACAAGUAUAUAUAAUGUUUUGGUUAUAUGCAUGUACAUAACCCACUCCCCACCUCCAACUUGCCCCAGAUACCCCUAACAUGUUCCCCUUCCAAAUUCAGUCCUUUUUAAAAGUCCAGUUAUUGACUAUGAUCAUGGGUGUGGGGCCAUUCACUGGAGUAUGGGCAAACCUACCAGUAGCCACACACACACACCGCAAAAAUGACUGACUCCCCCUGUAGCCAUAAGUUGCCCAGAGUUCUUCAUUUUGAGCCCUGAGGGGUGGCUCUGCCUCUAAUCUUGGAACUCAGGAGGCUGGGGCAGCAGGAUUGCUUCACAUUCAAGAGCACCUGAACUGCAGCGUGAGACUGUCAAACCAUGGGGUUUUGGUGGGCUCUAGGGUUCACAGACUUCACCUAACAGGACCUGUGUAGAUGGGAGGAUGACGUCAAACCCUUAGGUAUAUGUGAUGGGACUUCUGACCUCCAGGCUGGACUGUCCUAAGUCACUAUUGUCCCCUUUUCUGUUAGGGACACGUUUUCCACUGACCAGUUGAAGCUGGGUGUUCUUAAGCUCGAUGGCUUGAGCUGGCCAUGGCCAACAUAAUCUUGUUUCUCUUUUGUCCCUCCAGGCAGGACCUCAGAGGCCCCUGAGCUCCUACCUGGUUUUCGGGCGGGGCCCUUGGAAGGUAUGGGGUGGAAUCCUUGGUGGGGCUUCUCUUGCCCCCAUAGACUGCUUCUGUAUCUAGUUGUCCUCCCUAGCCUCUAACUACUUCUCGCUGGAGACCUCCACUAAACCUGCCCCAUUCUGUGACAUCUGUGGCCUGGCUGUGGGCGUGGGGUGGUCUGGGCUGGUUGAAGAGGUUCUGGGGCAUAGGCAAGGGACUCGAGUGACUGGUGCCUGCUUUGUUCUUGUGGGGCUCGGGUACGGGCUGUGGCUCUUCCCAUCCUGAAGGCUACUGUUUGUUGCUCCAGCCAGGCUCCCUCUUGCUCUCUGCUUUGUCUGUUUGAACUCAGGAUAAGGUCUCUGACGUGGGCACUGAAGCAGGCUGUCCUGGGGUUGGUGUCCCUCUGUUGCUGCGCCCCAGUCUUGGGCACAGAGAACCAAGCUGUAGUUGCAGGUUCUCUGAGGAGCUUUGCAGGUAGUCCCUUGUCCCUGUGCUGGCUCCAUAGCACCGUGUGAAGCCUGGGUGCCCUGCCCGUCCCUGUUAUUCCUUGGCCCUCCCAGCUCAGAGACCAUUCUCCUUCUUCUGCAGAUUGGCUCUUUGUGGUCGUGGUCUGCCUGGCGAGCCUCCUCCUCUUCCUCCUCCUGGGCAUCUGCUGGUGCCAGUGCUGUCCUCACACCUGCUGCUGCUAUGUCCGAUGUCCCUGCUGCCCAGACAAGUGCUGUUGCCCUGAGGCUCGUAAGUGCCCCUUCUCUGUUCCCCGCACUGGAACUCUGCUGGGCACAUUGGUUUGCCUUCUAGAUCUGGAGACUAAGGCAGUGUGCACAGCAGACCAUUAGAACCUGUUACCUUAUUAUUCACUUACUUCAGCCUUUAAGUUCCUCUCUCUUGAGACUUCUCUUACUGUUGUGUUGGGAAUUGAAGCAAGGGCCCUGUAUGUGCUAGGCAAACACACCCACUGAACUUCAACCCUAACUUGGAAGUUUUUUUUCCCUUGAGAGGAUAAUUUUAUUGCUGUGGCUCAUAGACCACAAAAAUUAAUAAUGCCCAACAUUCCAAGAUAUUAUUGUAGAUAAUAUCACAGGAAGGUAGAGCUCCCUCCCAUUAAAAAACAAAAUCCAGGUGGGUGUGGCAGUGUUCCUAGGCAAUCCCAGCACUGUGGAAAGAUGAAGACAGGGAGAUCUGAAGUUUGAGGUUAGCCUGGGCUACACAGGAUCCUGUCUCAAACAAAGCAGAAACCUCAAGUGGAAAGGUAAGAAAUUAAAUGGAGUUUGUGGGCACACAACCACUCAAGCUGCACAUCCUAUGUGCAACCUCUGUAUUAGAUAUAUAUAGCCCUCACAUCCAAGUGGGUACCUGUGGAGGGCUUGGGACAGAAAUAAAGAGGCAGAUACAUAAAGCAGUGGAAGGGAGGAUAAGGAAAUCGGUAAUUCCAUCUCCGUGUCCUUUAAUUUCCCCUGGGAGGCUGUGUGGAUACCUCUGCACCCUGGUACGUUACCACAGAAGAGAACAGGCCAAGUGGGGCUUUGAGGCCAGCUAAGUGCCUGAUGGGCUGAUACAGGCACAACAGGAGCUGGAGGUUUGUGUGUGGCUAGCACUUGGGGGGCCCACAUAACGUGCUCCACACCUGCCCCUGUUGGACCGUGCUGUGAGGUCAGGGAGGCCUGCUGUGUACUCUGUGUGACACUAAGAGACAACUGUAAAGUGCCAGGAUGAAGCUGCCAAGCUGUGUGCUUAAACCACUGCUCUCAAAAAGCCUUCUCUAGUCUUACUGACCGUGCUAACAUGGCCCGUGGGUCCAUUUUACAGAUGCGGAGAGAGCCCCAGAAGCUGUGAGCACUCUGCCCAGGGCUGGGUCCAUCUAGACUCCAUUGUCACAUACCUAGGAACCUAUUGCUUCCCCAUGGGAAUUUCCCUGUCCUCUCUGCCCCAGUUCCUUACCGCCUUACAGGAAGUAUUAGCCUGAUGCUGAUUAUAACCUAGCCAGUCACUAAAUUAAUGAAGGGUCUCCUCGUGGACAGAGCUGAGCUCCCAAAUUAGAGGAAGCCUGUAGCGUCCCAAGGAGAGCCCAGUAACUUUUGUAUUGAACAAGCAUGCCAAGCAAGCACUCUACCACUGACCUACAUUCUCAGGCUUCUUUUUACUGAUUUCAAGACUGCAUCUUCCUAACUCAAGCUGGCUGGCCUUAAAACUCUGAGCCCUUCAAGACUGGAGAGAUUAGCUGGGCAAGGUGGAGCACGCCUUUGGCCCUGGUGCUCUGUGAGUUCAAGGCUAGCCUGGUCUACAAAGCAAGUUCCAGGAUAACCUGGGCUGUAGCACAGAGAAACCCUACCUUGAAAAAACAAAAAGCUCAGUGGUUAAAAAAAAACAAAACAAAAAAACAAAAAAACCACACUUACUCUCAUGAAGAGGACCAGAAUCUGAUUCUCAGCCCAGCACCGCCCACUUCAGGGCUAUCUUAUUCCUCUGGCCUCCACAAGCACCUACACUCAAAUGCACAUAUCCACACCCCCCAAAACACACACACACACACACACACACUCUCACUCUCUCUUAUUGGAAGUCAGAAAGUUCAGGAAGCCAGGGCUGGUAAGAUGGUUGGUUCAGUUGUUCAGCUGUUUCGAAGCCCCACAGCAGGAGGUUGAUCCCUAGGCCCCCUGUUGGGGAAGGAGAGCAAAUUCCUGCAAGCAGUCUUCUGACUUCCACACAUCCAAUAAAUGGGAGCAAUGAUGAUGGUGAGAACAGACAAAAAGCCUCCAGCUCCCAUAGGCCUUGAACAAUUCCCCUGCCUCAGUUUUCUGGGUAGGUGGUAUCUGCCACCCAUUUCUCGCCUAAGAACAGUUUACCCUUGAACUGUCAAGCUAGAAUCAGUGGGGGGGGGGGGGGGGGGAGUAUGGCCAGCAUUUAGAAACCCGGAAGGUACUCUAUUCCUCUAGGGCAGGCAAGGUAACUUCUGGGGCCCUCUCACUCCACUUACUGCAUCUGCAAGGUGACAGGAUGUUGUGGAUCCUACAGACUUGACUUUCCCAGUGUGGGCUAGGCCUAGGCUAGGCUAGGACAGAAGUUGGCCCAGAACAGGGGCUUUAUUUCUGUAAAGAGAGUGACUUUGCCUGCUAAUGCCUUUAGAUAUAGACCUGUCCUUCUUGGUUUCUAUGUUUGCCAAGGCAGGAGGAUCACAAGUUCAAGGUCUACCUUGGCUACAGAGUUUAGGAUUCUUCCUCGGCCACAGCUCAGUGGAAAAACACCUAGGAAGUGUGAGGUUCUGGGGUCCUUUCCCAGUACCAAAACACAGGCAGAAAGACCUUGGAGUUUCACGUAAAAUCUUUCCAUUGUCAGCUGUUGGCAAACCAUGUGUAGAUUGGGGCCCUGAUGUAUCAGUGUGCAUCACUGUUCUCCACUCCUUGAAAAGUCAGAUAGGAUGUAGGGACUUGGUGAAGGCUGUGUCCCCUGGCCUAGAUAGAGUACUGCGGGGAUGGUAUGGAGGGGCAGAACCAUGUCUCCCAGAAUCCCAUUCCAGCAUGGGACUGCACAGUUUCUGAUUACUGCCAAUCUGCCUUCCCAGUUUAUGCUGCUGGCAAAGCAGCCACCUCAGGUGUCCCGAGCAUCUAUGCCCCCAGCAUCUAUACCCACCUCUCACCUGCCAAGACCCCACCACCUCCGCCUGCCAUGAUUCCCAUGGGCCCUCCCUAUGGGUACCCUGGAGACUUUGACAGACAUAGCUCAGGUAAGGCCUGGGGGAAACCAGACAAGGGGUGGGAUAGGGCUGGAAGGGAGCAUGGGAGAUUGGGAGUAGCCAACUCUGUUCCAAAUGGCAACCAGUCACUGACAACCAAUGUCUAACUAGUUGGUGGCCACAGCUCCCAAGUACCCCUGCUGCGUGACGUGGAUGGCAGUGUAUCUUCAGGUAAGAACUUGUUAUUUUGAAGUGGUUGUGCCUGGAGGGUUGAUCAACAUGCAUCCCCAUGAACCAAUCACCUUGUUCCUCUCCUCAGAAGUACGAAGUGGCUACAGGAUCCAGGCUAACCAGCAAGAUGACUCCAUGAGGGUCCUAUACUAUAUGGAGAAAGAGCUAGCCAACUUUGACCCUUCCCGACCUGGCCCUCCCAAUGGCAGAGUGGAACGGGGUGAGCUGCAGACCUGAGUCUAAGGGGGAUGAAGCAUGCUUGCUACCAAUCUUGCGGAGACAAUCUUGCAUGCAGUGCUCCCAGGGGAGGAUGUGAGGGGUGUGAGCGUGGGUAACAAGGUUGGACCCAUCUUUGUACCAGUAAUAUCUCCCUUCUCUACAGCCAUGAGUGAAGUAACCUCCCUCCAUGAAGAUGACUGGCGAUCGAGGCCUUCCAGGGCUCCUGCCCUCACCCCCAUCAGGGAUGAGGAGUGGAAUCGCCACUCCCCACAGAGUCCCAGAACAUGGGAGCAGGAACCCCUUCAAGAACAACCAAGGGGUGGUUGGGGGUCUGGACGGCCUCGGGCCCGCUCUGUGGAUGCUCUAGAUGAUAUCAACCGGCCUGGCUCCACUGAAUCAGGACGGUCUUCUCCCCCAAGUAGUGGACGGAGAGGACGAGCCUAUGCACCUCCAAGAAGUCGCAGCCGGGAUGACCUCUAUGACCCGGACGAUCCUAGGGACUUGCCACAUUCCCGAGAUCCCCACUAUUAUGACGACAUCAGGUCUAGAGAUCCACGUGCUGACCCCAGAUCCCGUCAGCGAUCCCGAGAUCCUCGGGAUGCUGGCUUCAGGUCAAGGGACCCUCAGUAUGAUGGGCGACUAUUAGAAGAGGCUUUAAAGAAAAAGGGGUCGGGCGAGAGAAGGAGGGUUUACAGGGAGGAAGAAGAGGAAGAGGAGGGCCAAUACCCCCCAGCACCUCCACCUUACUCAGAGACUGACUCGCAGGCCUCACGGGAGAGGAGGCUGAAAAAGGUGAGCUGAGACCCUCUGACUUAAGACCUUCAGAACCCCUCUCCUACAGCCCAUACACUUAACAGUUCUUCUUUUCUCCUUUUGCAGAAUUUGGCCCUGAGUCGGGAAAGUUUAGUCGUCUGAUCCACGUUUUGUAUGUAGCUUUUGUACUUUUUUUUUUAAUUGGAAUCAAUAUUGAUGAAACUUCAAGCCUAAUAAAAUGUCUAAUCACAAGAUCUAUGCAUCUAUUUUGCUGCGCGGCUUGGGAAGAAGGGGGACUAGCCAAAGAACGGACCAGACAGGAUCUCAGCCUUCUCCUUGGCCAGCCGCCUGGAGUACGUGCCCCAAGCCGCCUCCGCCCUGCCCCGCCCCGACGUGCGCAUGCGCCCCGCGUCCUCGGGAGCGCGAGCGCGCGGUCCCGUUCCCCAUCCUCCCGGCUCCUCUACGACCUACUUUAGUCUUCAAACCCUGUGCCCCGGCGAUCUGAGCCCCGCGUCCGUGUUGCCGGGCGUUUCAGCCCGGCCUGCGUUCCAGCCCGCGGUGGUCCCUCGUAGAGUCCCCGGGCCUGCGCGCGUGCGCGCCCGGCCGCCACCAAAGACAGACAGCGCGCGCGUUCCCCGGGGCCUCCCCUUCCCCUCCCCCGCGCGCGCGCCCGCCCCGGGAUCGCGCCGUCGCCGCCACCGCGCGCGCGCAGCUCCAGUAAAGGAGGAAAAAAAAAAGAAAAAAAAAGAGAAGGGGGGGGUGAUAGAAAGCGGCGGCAGCUGCAGCCACGAUCCGCCGCCGAACCGGGCCAGGCCGGGCGGCGGACGCGAGAGCCGAGGAUCUGGGAAACAGGGCGGCCGCCAUCCGGGCAGGGCCGAGUUAAAAAAAAAAAAAAAAAAAAAAAAAAAAGAAAGCUCAAGUCGCGGCGGCGGCGGCGGCGAGCACUCAGGGAAGCAGGCCCCAGGCCGCGUGCGGCGGGGCGGCGGGGCGGCGAGCCGGCCGGCGGGCGGGCGGGGGGCAGCUGAGCUGUGGCCCGGAGCCUCGCGCCGCCCGGAGCCGGCGGCGGGCGGAGGCGGCAGGAGGAGGCGGCAGCUGCAGGAGUAGCGGCGGCGGCGGCGGCGGCAUCUCCUCCUCACAUGACCCCACUGUUUGUCCCCGUGAUCAGCGCGAGCGGCUCCCGUGUCUCCUCCGUCCCCUCCUGCCGCGCGGCGUGAGCGCCGGGCUCGGGCCCCCCCGGCCGCCCGCCCCCUCCCCUCCCUCCCCUCCCCUCCCCCCCCGCCCCCCCCAUGGACAUGCUGGACCCGGGUCUGGAUCCCGCUUCCUCGGCCACCGCUGCUGCCGCCGCCAGCCACGACAAGGGACCCGAGGCCGAGGAGGGCGUUGAGCUGCAGGAAGGCGGGGACGGCCCGGGGGCUGAGGAGCAGACGGCGGUGGCCAUCGCCAGCGUCCAGCAGGCGGCGUUCGGCGACCAUAAUAUCCAGUACCAGUUCCGCACAGAGAGUAAUGGAGGCCAGGCUGUAAUUCAAAAUCCAUUCAGCAAUGGUGGCAGCCCAGCGGCCGAAGCUGUCAGCGGGGAGGCACGGUUUGCUUAUUUUCCAGCAUCCAGUGUCGGCGAUACCACAGCUGUGUCUGUUCAAACUACAGACCAGAGCCUACAGGCCGGAGGCCAGUUCUAUGUCAUGAUGACACCCCAGGAUGUGCUUCAAACAGGAACACAGAGGACAAUUGCACCCCGGACACACCCCUAUUCUCCGAAAAUUGAUGGAACCAGAACUCCUCGAGAUGAGAGAAGAAGAGCUCAGCACAAUGAAGUGGAGCGGAGAAGGAGGGACAAGAUCAACAACUGGAUUGUCCAGCUUUCAAAAAUCAUUCCAGAUUGUCAUGCAGACAACAGCAAGACAGGGGCGAGUAAAGGGGGCAUCCUGUCCAAGGCUUGCGAUUACAUCCGGGAGCUACGCCAGACCAACCAGCGUAUGCAGGAGACCUUCAAGGAGGCAGAGCGGCUGCAAAUGGACAAUGAGCUCCUGAGGCAGCAGAUCGAGGAGCUGAAGAACGAGAACGCCCUGCUUCGAGCCCAACUGCAGCAGCACAACCUGGAAAUGGUGGGCGAGAGCACCCGGCAGUGAUGCCCGCUGGCUCACCCUUCAGCUGCUGCCGGCCUCUGCUGCCCCUCCCCCAGCCCUUAGCACAGAGAGGGAGAUGCCCCUCCCCAAGCUGCGUUUUUUAUAGUAGAUUUUUAACAAAAACAAGGAGACAUAAUGCAUUUCUGUUGAUACAUUGCCCACUACCCUCCCCCAUGCGGAAAUGAUGUCCACCUGCCCAUCUGUCCGUCAGCCUCCCUUCUCGGCCCUCACCAGCCCAUCACUUAUAGUGGGCUCAUCGGGAGGAGCGAGGGAGGAGGACAGAGGCCCCGCUGCCCGCUGCCUCCUUGGUCUCUAGAGGUAUUGAGACAGGGUGCUUAUGGGAAGGAGGGAGCUUUGGGGAUGGGGGCCUUCCCUGGGGCCUGGACCUAUGCAGGGAGGCCAAGCCCCCCCACCCCUCUUGUUUCUGGAUCCCUGCUCCCCUCUGGGUGUGUGGGUGUGUAUGUGUGUGUGUGUGUGUGCGCGUGUGCGUGUGUGUGUGUGUGUGUGUGUGUGUGUGUGUGUGUGUGUGUGUGUGUUUUAAUUUUCUUUAUGGAAAAUGGACAAAAAAUAGAGAGAGAGGUAUUUAACUGCAAUAAACUGGCCAGUGUGGCCCCGCCU